Metarhizium robertsii ARSEF 23 is the source of this 1047-nucleotide messenger RNA. Its product is annotated as Cytochrome P450 CYP55A19. Gene Ontology annotation, molecular function: oxidoreductase activity, acting on paired donors, with incorporation or reduction of molecular oxygen; heme binding; iron ion binding. The record is from RefSeq and is a predicted model, not a curated record. NCBI's taxonomy places the organism in Eukaryota, Fungi, Ascomycota, Sordariomycetes, Hypocreales, Clavicipitaceae. Bases 1 to 1047 code for a protein of 348 amino acids. The transcript is spliced from 8 exons.
AUGUCUGUGGAACCCCCCAGAUUCCCGUUCCAGCGUGCCUCGGGCAUGGAACCGCCUGCAGAGUACGCUCGUCUGCGAGCCACAGAGCCUGUCUCACGGGUUACGUUGUUCGACGGCAGCUUGGCCUGGCUUGUCACCAAAUACAAAGAUGUCACACAAGUCGCAACUGACAACAGGCUGUCCAAGGUACGUGACAGGCCUGGCUUCCCAGAGUUGAGUGCCGGAGGCAAGGCUGCUGCCAAGGCCAAGCCAACCUUUGUCGACAUGGAUCCGCCCGACCACAUGCACCAAAGGCAAGUUCCCUUUAUCCAGAAAACAGUCGACGACCUCCUGGCCGCUAUGAAGGCGAAGGGUUGCGCCGCCGCACCCGUCGACUUGGUCAAGGAAUUUGCACUGCCGGUCCCCUCCUAUAUCAUUUACACCAUCCUCGGCGUGCCAUUCAGCGACCUGGAAUAUCUCACACAGCAAGUUGCCACCCGAUCAAAUGGCAGCGGAACAGCCAGAGAGGCUUCAACGGUGAGCCAAACUGACGGUGUGACAUGCAGGGAACUGCUGAAUUACAUUGGCACCCUUGUCGACAAGCGCCUCGCUGAGCCGAAGAAUGAUCUCAUCAGCGAACUGGUUGUCAACCAGAUUGCCUUCCUCCUGCUUGUCGCGGGCAACGCAACGCUAGUCAACAUGAUCAACCUGGGCAUCGUGACGCUAUUCCAGCACCCGGAUCAGUUAGAUCAACUGAAAUCAGAUCCGUCCCGGGCAGGCGCCUUUGUCAAGGAGCUUUGCCGCUACCACACCGCAUCGGCACUGGCAAUGAAGCGAACGGCAAAGGUUGACGUCGAAAUCGGGGGACAGCGUAUUAAAGCCGGAGAAGGCAUCAUCGCGUCCAACCAGUCGGCGAAUCGGGACGCCGACAUCUUUACCGACCCCGACACAUUCGAUAUGAACCGUACGUGGCCUGCCGAGGACCCUCUAGGGUUUGGUUUUGGCGACCACCGAUGCAUCGCGGAGACCUUGGCGGUGGCAGAGCUCACCACUGUGUUUGGUACGUAG